GCUCUCAAACGAGUAAACUUUGAACAAUCAACAUAUCCUUACCAUUUUGCUGAAAAGACUACAAGCUUCAUUCAUAUAUUGUCAUUCGCGAUGACAUGCUGCAAGACGACGAGUUCUAGGAGAAGUGAAAAAGAUUUAUUAAGGUUAUGCAAGGUAACGGUACAGUCUUUCUUCAAGAUUUCGCCGCUUCUCAACGAUCGCACAUGCCACCGUAUCGACAUCACAAUAGGCACAUUUCGAGACGAUUGCCCCCCUAAAUCCUUCGAUAUAUCCCCGUUCACGCCAACCAGCUGAACUCUAAAUGCAACUUAUACCAUUGACAAUAUUAGUCACAGCUCACGAACCAUCUUGGAAUCGACAAUAAGCAACAUCUAUGGUGACGACAGGAUUAAUUGUGAAUAUGCCAUACCUAAUGAGUCCUUGAUAUGCUUGAACGAAUUCUCUACACGCAGAUCCCGACACCAGCACUUUUGAUAUCUGCAAGAUGUCAAAUAGUGGUUGUUAUUUUUACAAGGCUGAAGUUGGCACAUGUCUUACGUUAAAUGCCUCCCUGGAUUAUGAUUAGGUCUUCUUCUGGUCCUAUGUCGGUUGGAUCUAUUUGAUUCAAACAAGAAUUGGUCUGCACGUAUUGGACAUUUGACAUGGCGGUUGUUUCUGGGUGAUUUGAAGCACUCGUUAUUCUUGCCCACAAACUGAGUUCUCUCGCAAAGCUCUAACCUUUGACUGCUGUCCCAACAGCGACAUCAAUCCAUGACUCUAUGAAGAUACUUGGGGUACCAGUCACUUUUGAUAGAUGCUAUCAUCAUUCACAUUCAUUACUAGAACGAACCUGCAGAAUAAUACAAGAACCCAAGAACACCACAAUCAAACAACAGCGGAGCGCUCCCAGAUUACCGUCUACCAUUCGACUACUGGGCUGUUUGUCUUUGCAGAAAGGGUUCGAGAGGGUUAGCUCCUCAUCACACGAAGGACGUGGUCUGCAUACAUUGCUGGGAAAUAUUCGAGGGUUAGAUUCCCUUGAGCCUUGUGCAGCUCUAGCAGAGGCAGGCUCUAUAUUGGCAUCGCCAUAUUGACGAUAAUUUCCUUUCCUUUCCCUUGUUAUAUUUGCGUAUCAAACGGAUUGUAGAUAGAACUAUGCAUACAUUACGUGACUUCGAAAUUGUAAACGCGGUUUGGAUACCGAUGCAUGGAACUCGGAAGGAAGGACACAAAGCUCGGUAAUCUGCUCUGCUCACUCGGUGUCGGAAUCGGACGAUUCUUUCAAAUCUUUCAACUCUACAGAACAACGAGUGUGCAGUGUUCUUGCUACGAAAGUGGUUAUUUUGCACCUCUACGGAUUAUGGAGUUCCGAUGAUACGGUGUGGGUUAGGAACACAUUAUCAGACUCGACUCGAUUCAGCACUUAGCAAUCACCACCACCACUACCACAACAAAUAGGCAAGUCAUACAAUCAGAUAUCUAGGUAAUGUAACACCAAAAUCCCUCCCAAUUUUUUAUUUCCUCAUCGUCUUAUACUUCUCAAUUGUUUCAAGAUUCUCAUCAUUAUUUUCAUGGGAAAUCAUUUCACUAUUCAAUUCAACUCAACUCUCCUCUCUCAAAGUCUUUUGUGUCGCAUUGUAUGGUUUGAUGCCAAUCCAUCGACUCAAUUCUCGCUAAGCCUAAAGAAGCGCGCCACUUUAGCAAAAUCAUCGACAUUCCCUCAAUUAUGCCUUCAACUCCACAACCAAAAGAACACCCUCCUGCUCGAGAUGCGAUCGCGCUCGAGAUGAAAGACAGCUGGAGCCCCGGUGACGAUCGCAGAGAUAGAGGUAGAGUCGACCGAGGAGUUAUUGAAAGACGGUCGAGAAGAUCAAGGUCUCCCACGUCACGUCGGCCGGACGCCGACAGGACACCCAAUACCAGAGAUCGCAGUACUGAUAGGUCCAGGCCAACACAAGAAGUUGAAAAGCCAGAUCGUAGUCCAGGCCGCAGAAGGCCAUCGUCUCCGCGGCCAUCAAAAGAUAUACAAGAAGACGUAUUGAAGCGCAAUCAAGGCAGGGAACUACUAUUAGAAACGCGAGGCUCAGAAAUAGUAAAAGGAAAUACAGUCCAUUCUCCUCAACAAUUAAAACGAAGAAAGAGUCGCAGCCCAUCUCCGAGUCGCAGCCAACAAAAAAAAAUCCGAAGGAAUUCUCGCAGUCCAGUACGGCACAACGGAGCUACGAAAGGGCCCCGGCGAGAUAGGAAGCGACGAAACCGGUCUACAUCACAACAUCGACAUCGACAAUCGGAACCAAACAGAAACAAUCAACGCGAGGAAGGAAACCCAAGAAAUCGUAGAGAUUUUGGAAAAACCGAUAAGCGUGGGCGAUCUCCUGGCCAAAACCGCGAUAAAUUUGAAAAGUCUCGUCCUUCAUCAGCCUUAGACUACGACGAUCCACCGACGAACCGUAAUCAAUCCCCCAACAAAACUGUCGAGCAAGAACAAAAGGACGGAGGAAACCCAGCACCAAAUCUAUCUGAAAAUAAGGAAAGGAAGCGAGACCCUUCCCCAUACUCGAGCCGUCGAUCACCAGAGGCAGAUAAAUACGAACAUAAAAACCGUGGUCGUCGUCAAUCUCCUCGUGCACCGAAAGGGCCAAAGGGAAAUCGGAGACGGUCCCCAAAGCGAGAAAAAGGACGACCUUCACGAGACGAAUAUCGCCCUAGUAAUAAAUCUCGAGGUCGACCUACAUCGGCAGCUUCGGGAGCGAAUAGUAUCGAGGUCAAAUCGGAUAAGAUGGCUAGCAGAGGAUUCUAUGGUAAUCAGCAAGGGUACAAUCCAAACCAACAAAUGCAGGCUGCAUUUCCUUUAAAACCACAAUUCAACCAAGUUCCUCAAGGGCCUCAAGCUGAUCCACGGCAAUUUUCACAAUCUCCACAACAUCAAAUGACCCCAAAUUCAUAUCAUGGUUCACCUCAGGCACAAUCACCCUAUUCUUCUGGCCGGGGAAAUUGGAAUGGCUCACAGCAACAACAGUUUUCGCCCUCCUCGCAAUUUCAACAAAAUUACCAGCAACAACCGGAAUAUGCUACUCCUACUGGCCCACAAGGCCAAAUGUAUGGCAAUCAAGCCCAAUCUCCUUCUCAUCAAGGGCCUCCCACGGGGCCAAUGAACAAUAACUUCAGAGGCAACCAACGGAAUUUUAGAGCGAACAAUUUCAACCCCCGAGGUAGUCGUGGCAACCAGUUCAAUCCUCAAUGGAAUCCUCCUUCUGGUCCCUCCGGCGCCAGUCGCGCCCAGUUCACCAAUUCUGGUAAUGUUACACCUCAGCAAAUGUCACCGCAACAACAGUUCCCACAGCAGAAUUCAUUUGAUUCGGGUCCAAUUCCAAUGCAGAAUCAGGUGGACGAAAGCGAAGACUUAUUUAGACCCUCAAAAGACCUUCAGGCUGAGGAUACUAGCAAACAGAAUGAUGAACAAAUGCCCCCUCCUAGUCGACCACCGCCAACAGGGCCUCAAAGUCAACAGAACUCCUCAAAGUUUAGUUUUGCUUUCAAAGGUCCAGCUAAAGCGGCAACUACUCCGAAGCCAGAGAUUUCUCAAAAGCUCAAUGCUGUACCAAUCAAGCGAGAUAUGCAAAAUAGCCCUCGUGGCCCUGCAGCGGCACGGAAUAUUCCUACAGAGCCAGCAUCUGCCAGAGCACAACACGCAUUCCGCGAACCACCGCCUCCUGUUACGCGUAAGGUCAAGAAGAUUAUGCAACGUUUGAAGCCAAAGCCACAGUUAUUACCCGAAUACAAGGCAUCAGAUUCUGUGUACUAUCGAAAACCUGGUAACGAAUCUGUGGUAGGAUCUGGAACUUACGGUAAAGUGUUCAAAGCUAUCCACGUCUACACCAAGAAGUUGGUCGCUCUGAAGAAGAUACGCAUGGAAGGAGAACGCGACGGGUUUCCUGUGACUGCUGUUCGAGAAAUCAAAUUGCUACAAUCUUUGAACCACCCAAACAUCGUCACCUUACAAGAGGUAAUGGUGGAGAAGAACGAUUGCUUUAUGGUUUUCGAGUAUCUAUCACACGAUCUUACGGGCUUGCUCAACCACCCAUCCUUCAAGUUAGACGCAGCUCACAAAAAGCACCUUGCUAAGCAGCUUUUCGAGGGUCUUGAUUACCUCCAUCGACGAGGUGUUUUACAUCGGGAUAUUAAAGCAGCAAAUAUCCUUGUUAGUGAUGAAGGGCAACUGAAAUUAGCAGAUUUUGGGCUGGCUCGAUUUUAUGCAAAGCGAAGACAGCUGGACUAUACCAAUCGUGUGAUCACCAUCUGGUAUCGUUCACCAGAACUUCUCCUUGGAGAGACACAAUAUGGUCCUGCAGUGGACAUUUGGAGCGCAGCCUGUGUCUUGGUUGAAAUUUUCACUCGCCACGCAAUCUUCCCCGGAGACGGUGGGGAAAUCAGUCAACUCGAGAAAAUUUAUGCUGUGCUCGGAACGCCAAAUAGAAAUGAUUGGCCUGGCUUAGUAGACAUGGCAUGGUUCGAACUUCUUAGACCUUCUGCUAAACGAUCCAAUGUCUUUGCAGAAAAAUACAAGGAACGCGUUACACCAGCCGCGUUUGAACUUCUAGAUGCUAUGUUUCAAUAUGACCCUGCCAAGCGACCUUCUGCUUCUGAUGUUCUUGAGCAUCCAUAUUUCACGACGGAAGAGCCAACUGCAAGACAGGCUAUCGAACUGAAAGAACUCAAAGGCGACUGGCAUGAAUUCGAAUCCAAAGCGUUACGCAAAGAGAAUGAACGCAAGGAUAAAGAGGCACGAAGGGCGGCCCAAAAGGAAAAGGAGAAGAAACGAACUGCAGAAAGUGAACCCUGUUCUGAUAGAGACCCAAAGCGAGUAAUGAUGGCACCCCCAGAUAUACCACCGCCAUCUGCCAUUACUAAACCCCAGGAAGUUGCCGCUUCGAGCAACUAGACCGCUUCCACUGCGCUCCAACAUAGUAGGGGUGGGAUAGUUCACAAAAAUUCGCUUGCAGGACUGUACAUUUGGAAGGAGCGCUUUUGGCAUUCAGGAACCAGGUGGGAUAAAGCCUUUGUAAGAUUAUUUAUAUUCAUAACGUAAUGGGACGCGAAAUGCUCUUCAUGGGAUGGGUUUCAGAUGAGCAGUCUAGGAGAUGAAGGUGGAGUAAGAGCGGGCGUUCGGUGAUGAGGAACGGGUAGGAGAAAUCCAUAAUUAUCUUCAUAACAUUGCGCUAUGCAUUAGGAAAGCGAAUUGAAUGUCCCUUUCCAGUUUUGUUACUUUCUUUGGGAAGGGGAUGAGUUGUGGAUGAAGAUGGAGAUUUCUUGUAGUAUAGGUGCGAAUGCUACUAUAUUCAGAUAUUGCG
Molecule: messenger RNA, 5330 nt
Organism: Botrytis porri
Lineage: Eukaryota; Fungi; Ascomycota; Leotiomycetes; Helotiales; Sclerotiniaceae
Exons: 4
Coding region: 1706-4921 (1071 amino acids)
Biological process (GO): protein phosphorylation; positive regulation of transcription elongation by RNA polymerase II; transcription elongation by RNA polymerase II
Cellular component (GO): nucleus; cyclin/CDK positive transcription elongation factor complex
Molecular function (GO): ATP binding; RNA polymerase II CTD heptapeptide repeat kinase activity; cyclin-dependent protein serine/threonine kinase activity
Source: RefSeq, a predicted model, not a curated record